Molecule: messenger RNA, 3453 nt
Organism: Lolium perenne
Lineage: Eukaryota; Viridiplantae; Streptophyta; Magnoliopsida; Poales; Poaceae
Product: disease resistance protein RPM1
Biological process (GO): defense response to other organism
Molecular function (GO): ADP binding
Source: RefSeq, a predicted model, not a curated record
CGAUUCUUCAGAGCCGAGUGGUAGCCAACAAACAAACACGGCCGGCGCAGGGGCGGAUGGCUCGGAGUUUCAGACGUCGUUGGUGCCAAUGCGGCGCCAACGAACGCAGUCGAAAUAGCCCUCCUGCUCCGCCUCCCGUUCUCAGCGGCGCGUAACCUUCGCCGGCCAAAAAGGCUCCUCCUCAUCCUGCUCCGCUGUUCCGCCCCGGCGGUUGCUGAGAAGAUAAAUACACAACAUCCAUCCUACAGUCCUACACAUGAUGGUUUCACAUAAGGAAUUUUAGGAAUAGGAUCGCAGAGGUGUAUUGACAUGAAGCUUGUCCAGUGAUGUAGCGCUAGUCUGCAGUGCAACAUUCUGAGGGGAGCAUUCAUGGCUGACGCCCUACUUCUUGUUCUCAGAAAAGUUGCUCUCUCCCUUGGAGAAGGGGCAUUAGAGAAGCUGAGCACAGGGGUGGUGGAGGAAGCAUCAUCUGUCACAGAUUUCGAGCAUGGCAUGAAACAAAUCGAAAGCGAGUUCACGAUUCUGCAGGCAUUUAUUGGCCAGGUUAGCGCACUGAAUGUUGGUGACAAGACAUUUGAAGCCUGGCUGGACCAAGUUACAAAUGUUGCCCAUCAGGUAGAAGACAUCAUUGACGAGUAUAGUUUCCUAACUUUGCAAGGUGAAGUUAUAAACAACUUUUUCAAGCGGAAAUUCCAUCAGGCGAAGAGCUUUGCAGAUUGGCAGAGCCUGUCAAGCCAGAUUGAUCAAGUAGAAACUCGAAUUCAGCGGCUAUCCGCAAUGAAAGAUCGUUAUGGCAUUUCCAUAGGAGUACCAGGCAGGAAUAGCACGUUGCAAUAUACCAGGCAGCUCUCUCUAUCAGAUUCUGCUUAUUUGUCUGAUGAUACUGAAAUAGUGGGCAAUGCCAACGAAAUUGGGAGGUUGACACAAUGGUUACUCUCAGAGGGACAACAUCGAUCGAUCAUGUCAAUACUUGGUAUGGGAGGUUUAGGCAAAACAACCAUAGCAAGCAGUAUCUACAAAAAUAAACGAAUCAGUAGAAUGUUUGAUUGCUUUGCAUGGGUUACUCUAUCUCAGAAUUGCCAAGUUGAAAACCUACUGAGGCAAAUCAUGAAGCAGCUGAUAGACCAAAGAGAUUACAUGGCUGGUGGUAUCGAGACUAUGAGUCAGGUGAUACUAAUUGAGGAACUUCAGAGUUACCUACGGGACAAGAAGUAUCUGAUUGUGCUGGAUGAUGUAUGGGAUAAAAAUGACUGGCUAUUCUUGAACUGUGCAUUUGUAAGAAACAGUCGUGGAAGUAGAGUGCUAGUGACAACUCGCAAAAAGGAUGUUGCUUCUUUAGCAGACAAUGGAUUUGUUGUGGAGCUUGAAUUCCUUCUUUAUAAUGAAGCAUGGAAUCUAUUCUGUCAAAAGGCAUUCCGUAGAUUAGAAGACAAAGUAUGCCCGGUGAAUUUGAGGCCAUGGGCAGAGAAAAUUGUGAAAAAAUGCCAAGGACUGCCAUUGGCUAUCGUUGCAAUUGGGAGCCUGUUAUCGUACCGAGAGUUAGAGGAGCAAGAGUGGAGCUCUUUCCACAACCAACUUAGCUGGCAAUUAUCUAAUAAUCCAGAGCUCAGUUGGCUGAUGAGUGCUCUAAAUCUUAGCUUGAAUGAUCUCCCAAGCUAUUUAAAGAAUUGCUUCCUAUACUGCAGCCUUUUUCCUGAAGACUACAUGAUUCAAAGAAUAUGGAUCUCCAGGAUUUGGAUAUCGGAAGGCCUUGUUGAAGAAAGAGGAGCUGGGACAACAAUGGAGGAAGUUGCUGAGUGUUACCUGAAGGAGCUUACUCAGCGUUCUCUUCUUGAAGUUGCGGAAAGAAAUGUAUAUGGAAGGGCUAGAUCAUUCCAAAUGCAUGACCUUGUGCGUGAUGCAUGUUUGAUUGUUGCAAAAAGAGAGAAGUUUGCAGCUGUAUACGACAAUUCUGGUAUAAUCCAAGUUACAUCUGAAGCCCGACGCUUAUGCAUCCAGAAGGAUGCUCAGUCUCUGAAGGUUGCUGCAGCAUCGCGGAUCCGGUCUUUCAUUUUGUUUGACAGACAAGUAGCAUCCUCUUGGAUAAAUGACAUUUCGUCAAAUUUCCGACUGAUCCGGGUCCUGUGUCUAAGGUUUGCCAACAUUCAUCAAGUGCCGGGUGUUGUCUCAGAGUUACUUAAUUUGCACUAUUUGGAUUUAGCUCACACAAAGGUUAAACAUAUACCAGCAUCGUUCGGGAAACUUAGGAACCUACAAGUUUUAGACCUCAGGUUCUGCUACGUGGAUCAGCUUCCAUGGGAAAUAACACUACUUUCUAAACUGAGGCAUCUGUAUGUAUACAUGCUCCAUGAUGUUCAAGAAAGGAUAUUUGACUGCUUUUCUGCUACAAAUAUCCCUGGCAACAUUUGUCGUCUAAAGAAUCUGCAAAGCUUACAGUCUGUUGCAGCCAAUAAAAACCUGCUUACACAGCUCGGGAGCUUGACAAUGAUGAGAAGUUUGUCCGUAAUAAAAAUGCAUCAAGAUUAUAUUGCGGAAUUAUGGGACUCCUUGGGAAAGAUGCCUAGCCUCAGUAAGUUGGUUAUUUUUGCUAGCAGCAAGGAUGAUGUUCUUAACCUUGUAAUGCUAAAUCCCUUGCCAAAUCUGAACUUUUUCUGGGUGAGAGGAAGGUUGUAUGAGAAAGUGCUCCCACAGAUGUUUGCAAGUUUCGGCAAGCUCACUACGUUGAAAAUUGACUGUUGUUGUCUGAAGAAAGAUCCUAUUAGCUCUUUUGCACAUAUGCUUGUUCUAGUUGAUCUGAAUCUUUACAAGACAUAUGAUGGGGAACAUUUAACAUUUCGCUCAGGAUGGUUUCCCAAGCUCAGUUCUCUUGAAUUAGUUGACAUGGAACAUCUGAACUGGAUUGAGAUAGAGGAAGGCGCAAUGAAGGUGCUACAUACUUUGGAAAUGGUUGGUCUAAGGAGUCUUAAGGCAGUGCCUCAAGGCAUCAAGCACAUUAAGACACUGCAGAAGAUGCUUCUAACAGAUAUGUCAAAGGAGUUCAUGGAUAGGCUACAAGGAGAUGACAGCGACAUAGUUGAGCAUAUAUCUAACGUCCAGAGUUUUUACUCGAAUUUUCAAUCAGUAAACAAGUUGGUUCCUCUGCCAAAUCUUGCAAAGAAGUAUGGCUUUUGUGGCACAGAGUGGUGGGAGCUUUAGGCAGGAGAUGUAUGUUGAAGUUCUUGUGUAGAGCAAUCACUUGACCAGCUGUACAUAAAUAUGAAACAUAAGAUUGCUGUCGAUAAAGAUCACAUCUGCAUGGAGAAGGAAGCAUGUGUUAACUGAAGAUUCUAUAUUUUAGCAAAAGUUGAAUCCUGUAGAAAUGUAAUAGCCACCGUGGCAGACUGCAAUUCCUAUAUGCCUCUCUGCAUAGACCUGAAACAUGUGUUUUGUAAUUUCAGAUUGUGUGUUUUCACA